Molecule: messenger RNA, 3393 nt
Organism: Schistocerca serialis cubense
Lineage: Eukaryota; Metazoa; Arthropoda; Insecta; Orthoptera; Acrididae
Product: glutamate receptor ionotropic, delta-1-like
Exons: 9
Coding region: 1-1437 (478 amino acids)
Source: RefSeq, a predicted model, not a curated record
AUGGAGUUGUUUUCCCUUGAUGUGUGCCACGUGGGCCGCCGCUGCGUGCUGCUGCGCGAGCGCUACUCCACGGCGACGGACGUCGGCCAGCUCGGCGGUGCCGUCGGCUGCUACGUGAGGGAGGCGUCGCCGCCGGACAUGGAGUGGGUACCCGUCAUGUACAUCGACCGCCGCUACUCGCUCGGUGGCAUCCACCUGCGCGUGCUCGUACAGCACGAACCACCAUUUGCAAUAUACGAAGACAAAACGCGAGCCAGCGGCUUCUUUGGCGGUUUGUGGCACAUCCUGGAAACACGGAUGAAUUUUAGGUCUGACAUGGAGCGCAUGCAGGGUGACCAGUGCGGCUGCAGCGCCAGCUGUGAGCUGCUGAGGCGGCUGGAGGAGGGCAGCGUGGACGCGGCGCUGGGCGGCAUCUCGCUGUCGCCCGAGAAGGCGGACGCCGCCUCGCUGCUGCUGCCCGUGCUCACCGUCAAGUACUCGGUGUACAUCCGCGCGCUGCCCUCGCUGUCCACGGACCUGGCGUCGUUCCUGGUGCCGUUCUCUGCGCGGCUGUGGCUGGCCAUCGCCGCCACCGUCGUCUGCUCCUCCCUCAUGCUGGCCCUCAACUGCCGCCUCAGGCACCACCACUGCCGCUGCUCCCUCACGGACGCCUUCAUCGACGUCUACGGCAUCAUCUGCGCACAAGGUGCACACGAGACGGCGUGCACGAGCAGCGCCGGCAGACUGGUGCUGCUGGGCGUGCUGAUGGUGGCCACGACGGUGCCCGCGGCCUACUCGGCGGUGCUGGUCUCCCUGGCUGUCCGCUACCCGGACUUGCCCUUCUAUGACCUGCCGGGCCUGCUGAGGCACGGGGGCUACACUGUUGGCGUUCUGAGGAACUCCACGGAGCACAGCUUCUUCAGCACCACAUCAGAUCCAACAAUGCAGCGGGUAUACAACAGACUAAUGGAGCCUGAUCCUGAGAAUUUUCCAGCAACAGAUGCCAAAGCCUUUCAGCGAGUGUGCGAAAAGAACUUCGCUUACUUCAUCCCUCAAGAGUAUACUUAUGCUAUCAUGGACAACAUCUCGUGCAACGUUGUGCCACUACCCACAACACACUUCCACCUUAGUUUAACUAUCGCACUAGCGAAAGACAGUCCAUACAAUAUGCUCUUCAACCACAACAUCCAAGUUCUUCGGCGCAAUGGCAUUAUCCAGAAACUGUACAGAGAAUGGUGGCCACGCAGAGAAUAUGAGCAAGAUGACCACUGGGAAGCAGUGGACAUGGAUCAACUUAUGUCUCCAUUUGGUAUAUUACUGAUUGGCAUCCUUGUGGCCUCCCUCAUUGGUGCAGCUGAAAUUUGCUGGCAUCUAAAGCAUAAGAGAUCGUCAACAAAUCCUGCAAAGUAUAGACUGUUCCUUCAGAUGACAAAUAGAAACCUGAAACUGAGAUUUUAAAGAUGUAAUGAAAUAUUUGAAGCAAGAGACUGACAAGAUUUUACUACUACUUCUACACAUCUGCUGCCACUACUAUUAUACAUAAUUCAGUACUGGGUCACGAAUAACCCAUGACACUGUAAUGACAACAGAGAUGACGAUGAACACCACCACUACCUUCCUUAUAGACAUCAAUGUACCCAACCCAUAAGAUGCAAAACAUCUGCUGUGAGAAGAUGAUCAAAUAUAUGGACUUGGCAGCUGAGGUGAAAGCCAUGUGGAAACAGAAGUUUGUACCCAUCAUCUCUGUAGUAAUGUCAGUCACUGUUGUGUUGUCCUAAAACAUACAGAAGAAUGUACAGGACCAAAAACUGCCUCCUCCUCUCUGUUGGCAACUGCUGAAGGCAGUUACAGUGCACACCUGCAGAAUAGUUCAUCACAGUCUUGGAGAACAUAGUUGAUUUAGUAGUAACUUGUUAUUUAAACCAUUAUCUUUAUAUCAGUGCCAUGUAAAAAUGAGAGUAAUAAUAAUAACUUUCACCAGAUAGAGUAGGCAAAACAUAGGCAGUAGCCCAGACUAUUCAACACUGAACUGUAAGGUCCUGCUUCUUACCAGUAACUGAGCACAGGUUCUUGAGCAGUAGGUACUAGUAAUCAGUACCGACAUUUAAAGUAAUCACUGUACUUAAGUUUCUGAAAGUGCAUAAUAUAGUUUCAUAUGUGCUUCUGUGUAGAAGUGAACAGCCAUCAGGUAGCCAUGACUAAGGAUGAUUAUAAAUUAUGAUUUGUUUUGGUCGAAUAGUUGACUACUAUCCAAAAACAACAGGAAGCAAGGUUGUAACCAAGCUGACACCUAAUUGUAGCUAGUGAGCCACGUUUAGGUCUGAUGUAGUGUGGGAACAGUUGUACAAGAUGGAUAGCUAAAAGACUGGUCCAAUACUUUGAACAAACAAGUUCAAGGCAUAGCAUUUCAUUGGCAAAUAAAGCUGGUUGGUCUUACCUCUUCUGGAGUAAUGGCCUCUCAAAGGUAGUGAACAGCAGCCACAGAAGGAAAAGAAGGGGCUGUUAGAUAUAGGCAACUCAAAUAAGGUGCAGAGUGGUUGAGAGGUGCACUACAUACUUGAUUUAACCACAUGUGUGGCCAAGUACAUCUGGAAUUAACUCAUUUUUCCUGUUUUUUUCCCCUUCAUUGUUCCUUUUCUUGUAAGGUAAACUACUUUAACUCAUACAACAAGGAAAAACACUCUGUGGUAUUGGAUUACAGUAGUAGUGGCACACAGUGUUCAAAAAUUUUGGAGGACAAAGAUGUUAAAUCAAAAUCGGGGAAGGCAAUUGGUAGAGGCUCAUCGAAAAUGUGGUGCACCUUUAAAGGAAACUACGUGCAAGAUGUCAGUGUGAUGAGUUUUAGAGUACUGCUUGUAUCAUUUAAGUCCUUAUCAAUCAGACAUGACAACAGGCAUGUAAUGAAUUCUGAAAUGCACUGCUUUAUUUAUCAAAAGUAAUGCAGCAUAUUGAUAUAAUUGGGACCCUCAAGGAUAGGUAGUUUUGAAAAAAAGGCAACAUAUGCUUCUUGAAACUGUGGGCUAAAUGUAAAGAGCCUGUGUUAAAUUCUGUGGAAUAAUGCUGCUGUUUCCUUUGUAAAUGUUAUGUAGAUUCUGCGGUAAUAUAAGACAUCAUGGCAUAUAAGGGCAUAUGGAUAGUCAUUUUCCAUUGUUCCAUAUUGGUAACAGCAACAUUUCAUUCCUACAACUUCAUCCUUGAACCCCCGUCCAUACAAUAUCCAGUGGCUUGAGAACAGCAUAUGUAGAUUUAGAAAUUAGCAUCAGAAUCAUGGUACUGAGGCUGCUGCUUCUCAUUUGUUGCAGAAAACAUAAAUCUGGAAUAUAAGUUUCACACUCUGAGAAGCUCAGUUUAUGUGCUGAAGAGGUACCAACUUCUUUGUGUACAAUCUCAUGAUUAAUUAGCAGAAUGUCUUGA